Molecule: messenger RNA, 2598 nt
Organism: Trichomonas vaginalis G3
Lineage: Eukaryota; Parabasalia; Trichomonadida; Trichomonadidae
Product: helicase protein
Exons: 1
Coding region: 1-2598 (865 amino acids)
Cellular component (GO): nucleus
Molecular function (GO): RNA helicase activity; ATP binding; RNA binding
Source: RefSeq, a predicted model, not a curated record
AUGAACUCUCAAGGUGCUGGAAGUGUUGACAACAUUCGAAAUUCUGGUCCAAACAUGACCAAUGACGGUGCCGAUAGAAAAGAUAUGAAUGACAAUCAAAACCAGCAAAAUCAACCAAAUUCAAAUUACAACGGAAUGAACCAACAAUUCGGAAAUGGUAAUUUCGAUCAAAGAGGAAACCAAUACAAUCAGCAAAAUUCAUAUCAAAAUCAAAGACCGUAUUUUCAAGAUAAUAAUUUUAAUCCCAAUGAUAGAAAUCAAGGCAAUUACAAUAGAUUUGAUCAGAAUGGCCCAAAUGAUCGUAACUAUCGAGGAAAUUACAACUAUAAUGACGGAUUUGAUGGCAGAAAUAGAAAUUAUCCAAAUGACAAUUUUAGAGAUGAUUAUGGCAGGAGAGAUUAUAACGAUAGAGGAAGACCCGAUGAUAAUUAUCAAAAUUCGAGAUUUGGAGGAAAUCAAAAUCAAUAUAACGAUUACGGAAGAAACCGACCAAACGAUUACAACAGAAAUAGAUACGAUAACGAUUACAUGAAUGGUCCAAACCAAGGCUAUGGUUAUAACCAGAGGAAUAUGAACUUAUUUGACCAAAGAAAUCAGAAUUUUAGAAACGAUUAUGGAAAUCAAGGAAAUUUCGGCGGAAACUUCGGCCAAAAUAGAGAUAAUCAACCUCCAUGGAAUGAUAAUGAUAGAUAUAAUCAAUAUGAUCAAAGAAACCAAAACUCUCGAAAUUAUAAUUUUGGAAAUCAAGGAAACUUUGGUGGAAAUCAAGGUAAUUUUGGUGGCAAUGAUUACAACCAAGGAAAUGGUAAUGACAUGGGUAAUCAAAACCAAUUUGGCCAAAGAAAUCAAAAUGAUAAUUUUGGAAAUCAAGGAAACUUCGGCGGAAAUCAAGGAAAUUUUGGCGGUAAUGACUAUAACCAAGGAAAUGGAAAUGAUAUGGGCAAUCAGAAUCAGUUUGGUCAGAGAAAUCAAAAUUAUCAAAAUGAUAAUUUCGGAAAUCAAGGUAAUUUUGGCCAAAAUCAGGGUAAUUUCGGUGGAAAUGACUAUAACCAAGGAAAUGGUAAUGAUACGGGUAAUCAAAAUCAGUUUGGCCAAAGAAAUCAAAAUGAUAAUUUCGGAAAUCAAGGAAAUUUUGGCCAAAAUCAAGGUAAUUUUGGUGGAAAUCAAGGUAAUUUCGGUGGAAAUGAUAAUGGUAAUUCUUACAACCAGAAUUACAAUGAUAAUUCCUCUUCUUCCAAUAAGAAAUCAUCUAAUUUCGGUGGAGGAUAUUCAUCAGGAGGCAGAAGCAAAGAUACAACACUUCUUUGCGAAGAAAUAGAAAAUUCUGCUUCAGAAAGAGUUGAUGGAGAUUUUCAAAGACUGAAUAUGUCUGUUGGACUUGUUUCUGAUCAAGAAUUUGAAGAUUUCAAAAUAAGAGAGAACAUAAAAAUCAUUGGAGAUUGUCCACAUCGAUUAUUCCAAUUUAAUCCACAAAUGAUGCUUCCUGAACUUUUCCAAAACGUAAGAGAGCAAAAUUGGACAGAACCAACACCAAUCCAGAAAAUCGCAAUUCCUAUUGUUAUGUCUGGCAUGAAUCUUGUUGGAAUUGCUCAAACAGGAUCAGGAAAGACUGCUGCCUAUUUGAUUCCUGCAAUUACAUAUGUAAUUAAUCAAAAUAAGAAGAGAGGACCACAUGUUUUGAUUAUGGCAAAUACAAGAGAAUUAGUUAAACAAAUACAAGAAUUUGGUGAAAUUUUGACUAAAAACACAUCAGUAAAAGUAGCUGUUGCUUAUGGAGGAGAAAACAACAGAAGGCAACAAAUAAGAGAUAUUGCUGGCGCUGAUAUUAUUGCUGCUGCUCCUGGAAGAUUAUUAGAUUUCAUAAGAAAUAACAACAUCAAACCAGAAUCAAUUGGAAUUGUUGUUAUUGAUGAAGCAGAUAAAAUGGUUUCAAAUGAUUUUGAACCUCAAUGCAAAGCUGUUAUAUCAAGAUGUCCUAAAAACAUCCAAACUCUUAUGUUUUCUGCGACAUGGCCAGAUGAAGUUCAGUUUAUGGCACAAAAUUAUUUGGGAGAAUACAUCAGAGUUAUUGUGAAUUCAAGGGAAUUAACAAUUAACAUUAACAUCAAGCAGAUGGUCAUUGAAAAAGAUAGGGAUAGCUUAAGACAACUCGGAGAAAUAGUUGAAGGUAUAAAGAGAUCAAAAGGUAAUGAAUCAUAUCCGAAAAUUAUUAUUUUCUGUAAAACAAAGAGAACUGUUGAAGAAGCACAUGAUUAUCUUGCACCACAUAUUAAAGUUGUUUAUACUCAUGGUGAUGUCAAUCAAAUUGAUAGAGAAAAGGCUUUAAACGCAUUCAAACAUGCAAAUUAUCCAAUUGCAAUGGUUUGCACAGCAGUUCUCAGUAGAGGUAUUGAUGUAAAUGAUAUUACACAUGUUGUGAACCUCGAUAUGCCUGAUUCUAUUACUGAAUACGCUCAUAGAAUUGGAAGGACAGGUAGAAUGGACAGAACAGGAGUCGCAAUCUCUCUUUUCGAUAGAAGAAAGGAUGAUAGACUUAGAUAUGAACUUCGAAAGUAUAUGGAACAAGCUGGACAAGAUAUUCCAGAUAUUUUGCAAUAA